AUGGAGGUUGAACCUAUUAUUAUUCCAAUUGAAGAACAUAAUAUAGAAAUUCAACAAGAAGAUGAUAUAGAAAGUGAUGGUUAUGAUCAAGUAUUUCAAUCGAGUGAAUUUUGUCGUUGGAGAAAAAAUUCUCUUUAUUUAUAUAAUAUGCUUUUUUAUGAAUUACUUGAAUGUCCAUCACCAACUGUUCAAUGGCUUGAUCAACAUACAAUUAAAGGUGAUCCUAAAUGUGAUUAUUAUCGUUUAAUUAUUGGUACACAAGAAAAAGAAAGUCAAGGUUUUGAUGAAUUAACUGGUGAACAUGGUGGAUAUGAAAUGGGCAUUCGAGGAUCAAUGCAUCCAUAUGUACCAAUGUAUCAUAUUGGUGAUGUAAAUAAAGCACGUGCUAUGCCUCAAAAUACAUUUAAAAUUGCAAGCUUUUCAUCGAUUAAUGAUGUUUUCUUAUUUGAUUAUAGUAAACAUCCAAGCAAAUUAAAUCCAGAUGGUAUAUGUCGACCACAAGCUAUUUUACGUGGACAUACAGAUGAAGGUUUUGCUUUAUCAUGGCAUCCAAUGCAACAAGGUUUAUUAUUAAGUGGUGCACAAGAUGGAAAAAUGUGUGUAUGGAAUUUAGAAAAAACACCUAUUAAUUCAACAACAACAGCAACAGUUCAUAAUGGUAUUGAAUGUAAUACAAUAAUUGAUCCAGUUGAAACGGUUGAUUCUGAAAGAAAACUUGUUGAUGCUAUUCAAUGGCAUCCAAGUCAUCCAGCUGUAUUUGGUGCAGCUGCCGCUUCAGGUACUUUACUUAUAACUGAUUUGCGUGCAUCAUCAGGUACAGCAGCACUUGUGGAGCCGUUAAUAUCCUCAACAUCAACAACAUCAUCUUCAAAAACUCUCCAAUUUCGUGUUAAAGUUCAUUCAGCUGAUUGUAAUUGUUUAGCGUUUCAUCCAGUUAAUGAAUAUGCUGUAUUAACUGGUUCGGAUGAUACAACAAUUGCUCUAUGGGAUAUGCGAAAUUUAUCUAAAGAAGUUCGACGUUUUGAACAACAUCAUCGUGAUGGUGUUCUUGAAGUAGCAUGGAGUCCAUUAGCUCCAAGUGUAUUUGCAUCAAGUAGUGCUGAUCAACAUGUAUUUGUGUGGGAUCUUAAAUCAAAUGAUGAAGUUAUUUUUGAUCAUAAAGGACAUGAUUCACGUAUACCUGAUAUAAGUUGGCAUCCAACACGACCUAUGAUUGCAUCUGUUGCUGAAGAUUCAUCAUUUCAAAUUUGGGAAGCUAAUGUUGUUGAAAGUCUUAUUAAUAGUAUUUAA
Rotaria sp. Silwood1 is the source of this 1290-nucleotide messenger RNA. NCBI's taxonomy places the organism in Eukaryota, Metazoa, Rotifera, Eurotatoria, Philodinida, Philodinidae. The record is from the annotation of a GenBank genome assembly.